AUGGCUAGUGGCGAAAGGGGCAGGUGGAGUGGGACUGUUUUCAAAGUUGUGGGUGUGCGAUCAGAUUUGGACAUGGAGGAGGACAAAUCAGGGUGGCGAUAUGCGGAGGAAAUGGUGGCCACGGGUUGGGAGGUGGUAGUUGGCGAUGGGGAAGGGUUGGGUUGUGAUGGGAGUGGGGCAGUUAGAGGAUCGAUGCUAGGGGUUGUCGAUCGGGUUCUGCUUAUGUAUAUUUAUUAA
Molecule: messenger RNA, 237 nt
Organism: Prunus armeniaca (apricot)
Lineage: Eukaryota; Viridiplantae; Streptophyta; Magnoliopsida; Rosales; Rosaceae
Source: the annotation of a GenBank genome assembly